This is a messenger RNA of Sapajus apella (tufted capuchin), 2763 nucleotides long. It is a transcript of the gene MAPKAPK3, whose product is annotated as MAPK activated protein kinase 3. Gene Ontology annotation, molecular function: ATP binding; calcium-dependent protein serine/threonine kinase activity; calmodulin binding. The coding region runs from base 193 to 1509 and encodes 438 amino acids. NCBI's taxonomy places the organism in Eukaryota, Metazoa, Chordata, Mammalia, Primates, Cebidae. Gene Ontology annotation, cellular component: nucleus; cytoplasm. The record is from RefSeq and is a predicted model, not a curated record. Gene Ontology annotation, biological process: peptidyl-serine phosphorylation; toll-like receptor signaling pathway; protein autophosphorylation. The transcript is spliced from 12 exons.
GGGGUGGAGGGGGGGGGGGGGGGGGAGGUCACGUGGGCGCCGGCAGCGCGACUCUCCGCCCUGGGCACUCCACGGCAGCCAGCUCCAGCGACCGCCGCCCCUGCCCCUCGCUGGUGCCUCAGCAAGGUGGGCUGCGCCAGGUGCCACUGGAAGCACCAGGCUGGGGCCGCCUCUGAGCGCCCCGCGGGGGCCAUGGAUGGUGAAACAGCAGAGGAGCAGGAGGGCCCUGUGCCCCCACCAGUUGCACCCGGCGGACCCGGCUUGGGCGGCGCUCCGGGGGGGCGGCGGGAGCCCAAGAAAUACGCAGUGACAGACGACUACAAGUUGUCCAAGCAGGUGCUGGGCCUUGGUGUGAACGGCAAGGUGCUGGAGUGCUUCCAUCGGCGCACUGGGCAGAAGUGUGCUCUGAAGCUCCUGUAUGAUAGCCCCAAGGCCCGGCAGGAGGUGGACCAUCACUGGCAGGCCUCUGGUGGCCCCCACAUUGUCCGCAUCCUGGAUGUGUAUGAGAACAUGCACCACGGCAAACGCUGUCUCCUCAUCAUCAUGGAAUGCAUGGAAGGUGGUGAGUUGUUCAGCAGGAUUCAGGAGCGUGGUGACCAGGCUUUCACUGAAAGAGAAGCUGCAGAGAUAAUGCGGGAUAUCGGCACUGCCAUCCAGUUUCUGCACAGCCAUAACAUCGCCCACCGAGAUGUCAAGCCUGAAAACCUGCUCUACACAUCUAAGGAGAAAGACGCAGUACUUAAGCUCACCGAUUUUGGCUUUGCUAAGGAGACCACCCAAAAUGCCCUGCAGACACCCUGCUAUACUCCCUAUUAUGUGGUUUUUGUCUUCCUAAGAUUCAUAUUCAGAAAGUGGGCAGGCAUUUCUUCCUACAUUGGAGGGACAAAGGGUACCAGUCACCUGCCUUGUGAGAGAGGGUCACUUAAGCCAGGGCUUGGAAGUGUGCACAUACUCAUGCUUCCUGGAAAAGUUCCCUGCCCUUCUGCAACCCCUGAGGUCCUGGGUCCAGAGAAGUAUGACAAGUCAUGUGACAUGUGGUCCCUGGGUGUCAUCAUGUAUAUCCUCCUUUGUGGCUUCCCACCCUUCUACUCCAACACGGGCCAGGCCAUCUCCCCAGGAAUGAAGAGGAGGAUCCGCCUGGGCCAGUAUGGCUUCCCCAAUCCUGAGUGGUCAGAGGUCUCUGAGGAUGCCAAGCAGCUGAUCCGCCUCCUGCUGAAAACAGACCCCACAGAGAGGCUGACCAUCACUCAGUUCAUGAACCAUCCCUGGAUCAACCAAUCGAUGGUGGUGCCACAGACCCCACUCCACACGGCCCGAGUGCUACAGGAGGACAAAGAUCAUUGGGAUGAAGUCAAGGAGGAGAUGACCAGUGCUUUGGCCACUAUGCGGGUAGACUACGACCAGGUGAAGAUCAAGGACCUGAAGACCUCUAACAACCGGCUCCUCAACAAGCGGAGAAAAAAGCAGGCAGGCAGCUCCUCUGCUACACAAGGCUGCAACAACCAGUAGCUCAUGGGGACUUGGAGGAGCCAGGCCUCUGAGCCUGCAUGGCAGGCUGGAGUGUGCUGAGGCCCUGGCUAGGAGGGCCCAGGGUCAUUCUUUUAACAAAAGGAUUUUGUUUUGUUUUAAUUUGUCACUUGGAACUUCAGGAUGGAGGACACUGACCCUAAACCUCCUUCAGAUCUCUGGCCCAGGCUCAAGCCCUAGAGAGGGGCAGGGCCUAUGGCCUGGAAGCCGCCUGCUGCCGCAGCAGCACCUUUAGCCAGGGUGGCCUGAGUGAGGCCUCUGUGCUGUCUUGCCCUGGUACAUGGCCGUAGCCUUCUAGGCCACUGGGAGUUGUGGCUGAGCUUCCCAUCUUCCACGUCUUCCACGGAGACAUCCCCCUGCGGGGUGGGCAGAUGGGCCUGGCCUUGAGAAAGGCAUUGGCCAUUGGUUGCCAUGGUGACCAGGGACCACGUGCUGUCUGUGAAUGCUGAGUGAGUGAGUAAGGGAGGAGGGGCAAUUCAAGGUUCACCUCUGCCUUCUUGGGGAGGCUGGUUUCUCGAACACUGGCUGCCCCCUCAGUCUCACUCCUCCUUGGGCUCCCUGAGGCUGCAGGGUCCAGUCUGCCUGCCUCCCUGUGCAGUCCAGCCCUGCCUUGCUGCAGCCCCAGCCCGGACAGCACUCAGCGCUCUCCCCCGAGGGAAUCCCUGGGCCUCCCCAUCCCAUCACUACUCCUUACCCCAAAGGGUGGCUUUUCAUCUCAACUUAAGGUGAGGGAUAUUUUUAACCUUUUUCCACUUUGGAAAAUGUCACUGUGACAAAAGCCAGUAUACUUCCCCUGCACCCACCUGCUCACCAGAUCUCAGGCAGGAAAGCCCCUCUCUGUUGAUUUCAGGGGCUAUCUUUUGGUGUACUUGUGUGAAAGUGGCUGGCUGAGAGCAGGGCUAAAGAGGCUUCCCAUUAACCUGAGGUCUCUUUCUUUACUCUGGGUCAGACCUGAGGUUGGGGAAGGUGACCGAGCCCUGCUCAGAGGUCUGGUCCUGGCUUGGGCCUGAGUCGGGGCAAAGACACCUGCCUGGCUGAUGGAGGCUUACCCAGCCCCACCCCGUCAUGGUAGCCUCAGGGUGCCAAGUGCCUAAUACUGCCUGACAAGUGCCUGACACCCAGCCUAGUUCCUUCCUGGCCCCUGUCUCACUGGCUGGGAAACCCUAGACCAUGUCAGAUAGGACAACACUGCUGGGUUUUACAUCCAGACCGUAAUAAACACCAUUUCAUCAUUUC